Messenger RNA from Racocetra persica, 1983 nucleotides. The record is from the annotation of a GenBank genome assembly. NCBI's taxonomy places the organism in Eukaryota, Fungi, Glomeromycota, Glomeromycetes, Diversisporales, Gigasporaceae.
AUGUUAUCAAAUAGUAAUAAUUCAACGUCUCAACAUAUUAAUCAUGUUACUAGAAAUUUUCGAUCAAGUUGGAAAAAUGAAUAUCCAUGGCUUGAAUAUGAUUCUCAGAAUAACCUAAUGUUUUGCACUUUGUGCCAGGCUCAUAAUAAAAAAAAUAAUUUUGCAAAAAAUAGAUCUAAAAAUAUUAAACUUUAUGCUAUUAAAGAACACAUUAAAACCAAAGAUCAUAUUGACUUGUGUAAAAAAAAAGAAGUUAUAACUGUACCACCUGGACAUGUUAUAACACAACUUGGUCAUGCUAUUGACUCUUCAUACUUAAUCUCUACAAAUAGUCUAAUUACAUAUAAAAAUGGUAUUAUAGUUGAUGAAAACAUUGACAUUGCGACAGAAUCACAUUUAAUUGUUUAUGUUAGAUAUAUCUUUAAUAAUAUACAACAUAAAAUUUUUUCAUUUGCAUCAGAUGGUGCAAGUGUAAUACGAGGAAGUAUAAAUGGUGUUGCUACACGAAUGGUUCAAAUGAAUCCAUAUAUGAUUACUACACAUUGUAUUGCACAUAGACUAUCAUUAGCUUGCGAAUCUGCUGAAAAACAGCUUUCUUUAUAUAAAGCUAUAAAUAAUUUUUGUUCUUCAGUUGAACCUUUAUUAGAUACAUUUUUAUAUUUUAUAACUGAAUCAAAAAAUCAAAAAAAUCAAUCUUCAAUUUUAGAUUUAUAUUCAAAACUUUGCAAUUGGAAAACAUUGGCUUUUUUUUACUUUCUUCAAGACAUUCUUACAGAACUUGCCAAAUUAUGUAAGAAAUUUCAAACCCAAUUUCUUUAUUUUUCUGACAUAUACCCUAUAAUUCAUACUAUAAUCACAAUAUUAAAACAAAAUUACUUAGAUAUAGAUAGUGAUAAUAAUUACAAAUUAAGUUCAAAUAUUAAUAGAUUUUUUAAUACUAUAUUUUCUGAAAAAAAUACAAAAAUUGAAUCACAUAAACUGAUUUGGACAUUAGAGCAAGAAGGUAAUUUAUUUGCUGAUAUCACAAAUUUUACAUCAGCAAUUAUUUUAGCAAUUCAAAAACAAUUUCCGAACAAUCCUUUUAUUAAUGCAAUGAAAAUUUUUGAUUUAUCUAAUGGAUCAUUAAAUAGCGAAAAUCUAUCAGAAUUUGGAACAAUUGCAGAAGAUCCAACAUUUUAUGCAUCCUUGCGUGCACCAAUUGUAUCAGGAUUCGGUUAUAAUAAUGAAAUAAACCAUCAAAAUAUGAACCCGCUUAAUGUAGAUGAGCAGAAUACUGAAGUAAUCAUUGAAAGCUCCCAAAACAGUUGGGAUGAGUGGGUAGCUGAAAAUAGAGUAUUACCAAUCAACGAAGCAAAUUUAAGUAGACAAAAACAAAUUGAAGAAUCUAUGACAAAAAAAAAUAAAUCAUCAUCAAAAAAAAUUGUACAAGAUUCUUCAGUAGAUAAAAACAAAAAGCGAAAAAGAGAUCUUUCUUUAGAUAAAGAUGAUCUUAUUAAGAAGCCUAAAGUUAUAAUUUAUAUUCCUGAACAACUUAGGUUACUUUUAGUACAGGAUUGGGAAAAUAUAAAUAAGUCACAAAUGUGGGUGCCGUUGCCACGUAAACCAUCAGUGAAUGAUAUAAUAAGCAAUUAUAAAUCUUGGAAAAUUGAAAAAAAUAAGGAUAAUGAUGGUAUUGCUGAAGAAGUUAGCAAGGGUGUAGGAUUUUACUUUAACAAAUGUUUGGGAACUCGGCUUUUGUAUCAUUCUGAAAGAAAUCAAUAUAAGGAAGUUCGUUCUAAGUUUGAAAACUUGGAAAAUGCUCAAAUUUAUGGAGCCGAACAUUUAUUAAGAUUAUUUGUUAUUUUCCCAAAAUUAAUAUCGAGUACGAAUAUUGGCGAGGAGACAUUGAAUGUUUUGAAAGAACAUUUGAGUGAUUUAUUAAACCAUGUUAAUGAAUGUCAAAAAGAUUAUUUUGUUGACGAAUAUCAAAAGACGCAAUCAUAA